Molecule: messenger RNA, 294 nt
Organism: Penicillium chermesinum
Lineage: Eukaryota; Fungi; Ascomycota; Eurotiomycetes; Eurotiales; Aspergillaceae
Exons: 2
Coding region: 1-294 (97 amino acids)
Source: RefSeq, a predicted model, not a curated record
AUGUGCAACACUGCAGGAUCGGCGCUGCCUGCUGGUGGCGCAGGAUUGUACUCCGUUUGGCUGGGUCGGGACCCAGCGAAGGACCCAGCGAAGGACCCAAUCGAAGAGGCGGGAAUCAAGGGCAGCCCAAGAGAACCUGGGAUUCCGAUCGGGCUCUGUAAGGACGCGAACAAUUUAAAGAAAAUGGUGGUUAUUACAUCCCUGUGGUUGGUGCGUGAGCAUAGCUGGCAGUCGGUGGAGCGUGGUAUUCGAGGGUCAGCGGACCCGGUGGGUGCGAUGUUCGAGCGGGUAUAG